Drosophila miranda is the source of this 607-nucleotide messenger RNA. Its product is annotated as DNL-type zinc finger protein. Gene Ontology annotation, biological process: protein import into mitochondrial matrix; protein folding; protein stabilization. Bases 25 to 591 code for a protein of 188 amino acids. The transcript is spliced from 2 exons. The record is from RefSeq and is a predicted model, not a curated record. Gene Ontology annotation, molecular function: protein-folding chaperone binding; zinc ion binding. Lineage: Eukaryota; Metazoa; Arthropoda; Insecta; Diptera; Drosophilidae. Gene Ontology annotation, cellular component: mitochondrion.
UCGCUUAAUAAUAUUCGGGGCAUAAUGAGCACAUUCAGGCAGUUGUACAAUCUUUCUGCUGGCAUGGGCCGGCGGGCGCUACAAGUUGCUACACGAAUAGCACAAAAUGGGGCACGCACGCACAGUCACUUCCAGUUUCAAGUGCAAUUUCCCACGAGACUGGCAUCCAGCACUACAGCUGUUCCUGUUUGGACCGGCACGAACAGAUGCACGUGCAGGGGGACGUCUCGAUUCCACAGCAGCAACAGCAGCAAACCAGCCAAAGAUGCAGGCGAAAACAAGGCCACUAACAGCAUACCGCUGGGCGAGCUGCAAACGAAAAUUCAGCUCAUUUACACCUGCAAGAUCUGCCAGACGCGCAACAUGAAGACCAUUUCAAAGGUGGCUUAUCAGCGUGGCGUCGUCAUCGUAACGUGCGAGGGCUGUGCCAAUCAUCACCUGAUAGCCGACAAUCUGAAUUGGUUCACGGAUCUGAACGGCAAGCGCAACAUCGAGGAGAUUCUGGCCGAAAGGGGCGAGAAGGUGAUCAAAAUGGUGGACGGAAACUGCGAAUUUCUGCCCGAACACAAUAAACCGAAGCCGAAUCCUUAACUGUACACAAAUGCAA